AUGGAAAGUCUGAACGAGCGAGACGGAUACGACCCAGCAGCUAAGGUCCGGCUAUUUCUCGAUGCUUUAGCAGUCCUCGACGAAAAGCCACUUGACGAGGAGAGCAUUGUUGCGCGCCUAUGCUCUUUGCUACUCGUUGUGUUUCGCGACCUUAUCCAGAAGUUCACAGACUCGAAGCUUCACGCGGACGAGAAAGCCCCGGUCAGUAUCAGUUUACAGAGAAGCCUAGAUCGAUUGAGACUAUGGGCCGACGGCUAUCGGAUAUGCGCGGGCGAUCAAGAUAUCAACUUUAUCAAGUCUAGACGUCUAAGACGCGCUACGAUCGAGGUUCUGGUCAGCAUUAGCGAUACUUUGCUGGAGAGAUUCGAACCUUUGACGAGUUCCAAAAAGACUGAAAUAUUAAAGAAGUCUGAAGAAUCAGUACAGAAACUAAAAGAAGUGCUUGAAGCAGCUCACAGAGACCUGGACCGCGACACUUCCUCGUCGGAUGACAGUUCAUACUAUGGCUCUGAUGGCCUUGAUGAGAUUGCAAAAGAUCUAGAGAACGAUACUUUAUCUCUCAUGGGACUCGAGGCACUAUUUCAAAGCGCGACAGUAGAGUUGUUUGCCGAAAAAGCCGCCUUUGCAGAUGUAGUACAAACCUGGCUGCCCCAUGAUGUAUACAAGGAUAAUAUUCGGACUAGAUUCCCAAAAGCAGAAGGCUCUUUGGUUUCGAGACUCUCCAAAGCGUCCUUUGAUCGCUAUCUCAGAUGUCAACGAGAACGAGAAUCACAGACUAGGGCAGUUGGCGACAUCGACUUCCCAAGGAUCACUCGGUCAGACGCUGCUAGCUCGAAAUUCCGGGAUUCUGGUCUUGGAACGUCGAUUCCCUCUUCAGCUUCUGUUGCUGAAACGGUCAUGUCGUAUCGUGUUGAAGGAAGGACUUCGGUUCGAAUUCCACCUUUACCCAAAGAGGCCAAAGCAGGACAACUUUUUAACUGCAUUUCUUGUGGUAAAUUUCUCUGUGUCCGAAGCAACUCAGUAUGGAAACGGCAUCUAUAUGAAGACCUACAGCCCUGGCAAUGCCUCGAUCCGGAUUGCUCUUUCACGAGCGUCUUUCAGACCCGCGAAGACUGGGUAGCUCAUAUUGCACAAGAUCACAAGCUCGAACCAGAUUGGCAAUCCAUCAACUGCCCUCUGUGCUUCGAAACCAUCCCUCCUGGGAAGAUAGCUAUCACAAAACAUCUUUGCAGCCACCUAGAGGAGAUAUCUCUUGCUGCACUUCCGACAAAUCUAGAUAUUGAGUCUCAUCCAGGGUCGGAUAAUGAUUCAGACUCUUCUAAAUCUCAACAGGAGAGCACGGAUGAGACGAGGGGGGAGCCGAAGCAUGAAUCACUCGCAGGAAUUACCCAAGGUCAAGAGCCAAUUCUUCAAGAUGCACUAGACUAUCUAGACCAGGUCAAACUAGCGUUCCAUGACCGUCCUGCCAAGUACAAUCGAUUUCUUGAUAUCAUGAAAGAUUUCAAAGCACAAGCUAUUGACACACCGGGUAUAAUGCGCCUGGUGACAGAUCUGUUCGUAGUUGAAGAUCAGGUGCCAUUAAUUGCUGGGUUCAACAGCUUCUUGCCGUCUGGGUAUAGUAUCGACAAAGAGUUGAAUUUCCGGAUGCCUGGGGAUCCGGUAUCGAACUUUUACUUUGAAAGGGACGACAAUCGCGAGAAUACUUAUGAAAUUUACCCCGAUAAGAUUUGGGAUAAUGACCAAAAGCCCGAUCGCAAGACAAAAGAAGAGGCACCUGUUUCUUUCAAUACUUCUAUAUCUUAUGUAAACCGGGUGAAGAAUCGAUAUAUGAGUGAGCCCGAAAGAUAUCGACAAUUCUUAGAAAUCUUGCAAAAGUAUCAGAGAGAGGAGACGCCCUUACAGGAUGUGUAUACUUCAGUGGCAACACUUUUUGAGUCAGCGCCAGACCUUCUUAGCGAUUUUAAAAACCUGUUUCUACCUGAACCCGUCGGAAACAGAAAAGCAAUUACCGAUAACCCAAUGGGAGGCGAAAAAGAGGAAACAGGGUCAAAACCUGCUCCUGUGGUUUUUGACGAAUCGGAGAGUCUCGCAGGUGCUGUUAUUGAACAGGCUGGCCAGCAAUAUAAUGGGCACUUUCUCGUGUGGGAAUGUUACAACCUGUCGAAGAUAUUCCCCACUGCCACCACCACCAUCACCAUCUGCAGUAUCACACUCAUCAUCACCAUGGUCCUCCUCAAGAUGUUCCUAGCUUGUUUUGUUUCACCUAUUGACUGGUUUAGUAAUGUUCCUGCCAUGAUGUUUCAAUGGCCGUGGAUUAUCGAAUUAUGCAACCAAGUAUCGAAAGAGCUUCGACAGAACAUAGAAUGGAUUGGCAUAAAGCCUCCUGCAUCAAGACCUACGAAAAUGCUGGACUACGCCUGUGGAAAUGGUGUAGCAUCUCGACAGGCACUUGCACCUUUCAUGUCGACUGUUAGAGGCAUGGACAUCUCAUCAUCAAUGGCAGAACAAUACAACGAAAUGGCGCUCAAAUCAGGAUACACUCCAACAAAGAUGCACGCAGUACAAGGGGACAUCAUCGAGCCUGAAUCAACACCAUCCCCCGAGCUUAACACACCCGCAUAUUUCAAUUUUGAUUUAAUAGUCAUGUGUCUAGCUCUGCACCACAUCGAAGACCCUGAUAAUAUGAUUUUACAACUUUCAAAAAGACUUAGACCAGGAGGGAUCUUGCUUAUCAUUGACUGGGUUUCUAAUCGAGAAGGUAUGGACUUUUCGAAACUUAGUGUUAAUAGGAUGGGGUUCCAAGAGGAGGAGGUUAAGAGUGCGUAUGAGAAGGCUGGGUUGGAGGAUUGGUCUUGGAAAUUGACUUCGACACCGUCACCUGUUCCUAGGGAGACUGGGGGGGAACAGCAGUUGUUCUUUGCUCGGGGGAGGAAGGGUGGUAGUUAA
Molecule: messenger RNA, 2946 nt
Organism: Fusarium coffeatum
Lineage: Eukaryota; Fungi; Ascomycota; Sordariomycetes; Hypocreales; Nectriaceae
Exons: 7
Coding region: 1-2946 (981 amino acids)
Biological process (GO): negative regulation of transcription by RNA polymerase II
Cellular component (GO): chromatin; Sin3-type complex
Molecular function (GO): transcription corepressor activity
Source: RefSeq, a predicted model, not a curated record